UAAUUGAAGAGUGACUUCAUCUCGUGUUAUUUCCGUCAAUUUAUUAGCGAUGAAAAUUCCCCCGUCUUUACCAAGAAUCUUCGUCAACAUUUUAAUGACUACUAAUUAUUUCAUUAUUCUUUUCCAUUUGAAAAUAUUUAUUCCACCAGAAAAUUCUGAGUUUCACUGAUGACAUUCAAUCAAACGAACAUUUCAUGUGCCAGAUAUUGUCAUUAUCGUUAUGUUUAGACAAUUAAUGGCAUAUUCGUUCGUUCAUAGAUAAAAAUAAAAAUCAAUUACACACACAUCAUCGCUCGGGGCCGGGGAGGGGGAGGCGUGUUUCAGUCAUAUAAGUGUAGCUGAAGUACUUUGUUCUAGUUAUAAUAGUGAAAGCCAUUGUGACGUAAUUACGCUAGGUCAAGAUGAAGUCGUUGGAGUUGAUCAUCACCGGUGUCCUGAUACUGCACAUCGUGAACCCUUCUGAUGGCAUAGUCUUAACUAGCAGACAGCUUUUGUUAGUAACAUCGAACCUUGAGUUGCUCCAAAAGAGCGAUCAUCCCUGCGGUCCUCCGGAAGUCCUAAUCCCCAUGAUGAGAGGCGAAGACCCCGUGAGACCUUCUCAACUCUCACUGAUGAUGAUCGCCAUGAAGUCGAUAGACACAACCAAUUCAACAGAUCUUACUCCGAUGUUCAAUUCGAUAAACAAUCUGAUGGAACAGGUAGUGACAUCCUCCGAGAGAGCUGCUUACACCGCGUGGAAGACCCGACUAGAAGGCUACGUGUCAACCAUCAACGCCCACUACGACCGCUUCACGACCCUCCGGAACGACCAGGGGCCCGUUAAUGUUGACGACUGGAUGGCCCUGGCUACCGACAUCGAGGUUACCAUGCGCUCCAACCUGACCGCCUUCCGCGCGGAACUUCUGAACCGCCCAAAUCAUUGGGGGAACUCUACCCUGCUGAAUGAAUUCAUCCGCUCAUGCCCCCGCGUGGAGUACAGUCGCUGGCCGGAUGCCUUCGCCAUGAAUGGAUUUUUCAAUCUGUUUUCGAAUAUGGUGUUCACUACACAGCUGAAGGCUACGGUUCCCCAGGUUUUUGCAUCAUUACUGCGAAACUGUAGAGGCACUGUCAGGAGAGAUAACCUGGCUAGGCUAGUCAUCGAACAAAAAGAGGGAUACCUAGAAAUUGUGCGUGGUCUGAGAAUCGCCCUAACGUUUCUCCCCGAGAUUUUGAUCCCAUGGCGUUUUCCCUAUGAGAGCCUUAUUCGAGGUCAGGAUUACUAUGAGCUAGCGAAUUCAGAGCAACUCACAGUUCAACAAUUUCUGGAUCCUGAAGGCCACAGGAGCUGUUCAGCAGCUCAGCAGGCCCAAUCGCUGACGAUCCAGUCCCAGAGUGACGUUUGUAACGGCACUUUAUAUGAUUGCAAAUAUUCCGAGUGGCUAGAGGUCUGUCGACUGGAGAAUAACAACAAGCGGUAUGUGUGGUUUAAAUCAGCACAUGGAAAUUAUGGUGAGAUUUUGGAGGACUGUCGUGGUGGGAGAAUUUUUACCUAUAGUAGGGAGAGGAAUCCUCUCAUAGGUCGUUGUGUUUGCAAAUGUAAGGAGGAUGUUAAUUACAUAAGUGUUACACCAGCUAUGACCAAUCGACAAGCUGAUAUGGUUCUAACUGGUUUUCGAUUUGUUUUUGAAAACCGGACUCUUUAUCUACAAGCGAAACAAGGAAAGUUGCUUUCUCGUGAGAGGAUUGAUCCUGCAUCGGAAGAGUGGGUUCCCCUACCAAAGAAUCCACAGUUGGUACCGUUAAAUUCCCAAAACAGCAAUUUUCAUCUCGGUGACGCAAUGGUCACCUUGAGGUUCAUCGCGGUUGGAAUGUCAUUAGUCCAUUACAACAAUGGCUUCUACCCUCAGAUUUUUGAGGUUGCGUAUUGGUACACUGGAGGCGUCUUUGGGUACCCCCGCGAGAUUGCUCCACCCCAUCGAGAUGACCCUAGAACAUAUGUCAAAUUUCAAUUGUCUAAACCAGUGAUAAAUGCAAAAGCUGCUGAGGCUGUCCCACCAGUACUAUUGGGGGGCUUUGGAAUUGCAUACGAUAGAACAAUAGGGGGGAUUUCGCCGCGAAUUAACGGCUUUGAAUUCCGUAAUAUAUUUACGCAAAUUGAAAAUGCAAAAUUCUAAAUAUAAGAUGUAUCCAAAUAUUCUACAAUUGCGAUAGUGAUUGAUUAAAUAAAUAAAUAUUUUAUUCAAGCAAA
This is a messenger RNA of Diachasmimorpha longicaudata, 2227 nucleotides long. RefSeq lists its product as uncharacterized. Bases 402 to 2153 code for a protein of 583 amino acids. NCBI's taxonomy places the organism in Eukaryota, Metazoa, Arthropoda, Insecta, Hymenoptera, Braconidae. The transcript is spliced from 9 exons. The record is from RefSeq and is a predicted model, not a curated record.